GCGGCGGCGGCGGCGGCGCUGAGGCGGCGGCGCUGAGGCAGCGGCGGCGGCGCGAUGCCGGCGGCGGCCGGGGGGCUGCUGUGGUGGAGCUGCUGCGUGCUGGCGGCGGCGGCCGGGGCCCCGCGGGCCGCCGCGGCGGCGCAGGCAGUGUGUGCCGGCACCGAGAACAAGCUGAGCUCCCUCUCAGACCUGGAGCAGCAGUAUCGGGCCCUGCGCAAGUACUAUGAGAACUGUGAGGUAGUUAUGGGCAACCUGGAAAUCACGAGUAUUGAGCACAACCGAGACCUCUCCUUCCUACGGUCUAUCCGAGAAGUCACAGGCUAUGUUUUGGUGGCUUUGAAUCAAUUUGAAUACCUGCCGUUGGAGAACCUGCGCAUCGUUCGUGGGACCAAACUCUAUGAAGAGCGAUAUGCUUUGGCGAUAUUUCUUAACUACAGAAAGGAUGGUAACUUUGGACUCAGGGAACUUGGCUUGAAGAACUUGACAGAAAUACUGAACGGAGGCGUGUAUGUUGGCCAGAACAAAUUUCUUUGCUUCGCAGACACCAUUCAUUGGCAGGACAUCGUGCGUAACCCCUGGGCCUCCAACUUCACUUUGGUUCCAACGAAUGGCAGCUCGGGAUGUGGUCGAUGUCACAAGUCUUGCACAGGCCGAUGCUGGGGACCCACAGAGAAUCACUGCCAGACCUUGACGAAGACGGUGUGUGCAGAGCAGUGCGAUGGACGGUGCUAUGGGCCCUACGUCAGCGACUGCUGCCACCGGGAAUGUGCUGGAGGCUGCUCUGGACCUAAAGACACUGAUUGCUUUGCCUGUAUGAAUUUCAAUGAUAGUGGUGCAUGUGUCACGCAGUGCCCCCAGACUUUUGUAUACAAUCCUACCACCUUCCAGCUGGAGCAUAAUCACAAUGCCAAGUACACCUAUGGGGCUUUCUGUGUCAAAAAGUGCCCACACAACUUUGUGGUGGAUUCCAGCUCUUGCGUCCGUGCAUGUCCCAGCUCCAAGAUGGAGGUUGAAGAAAAUGGUAUUAAGAUGUGUAAGCCCUGCACUGACAUUUGUCCUAAAGCAUGUGAUGGCAUUGGAACAGGGAGUUUAGUGUCAGCUCAGACGGUGGAUUCCAGCAACAUUGACAAGUUCAUAAACUGCACCAAGAUCAAUGGCAACCUUAUCUUCCUUGUUACUGGGAUUCAUGGGGACCCGUAUCACACAAUUGCCGCAAUCAAUCCAGAGAAAUUAAAUAUCUUCCAAACAGUGAGGGAGAUAACAGGGUAUUUGAAUAUACAGUCGUGGCCUGAGAAUAUGACAGAUUUCAGGGUGUUUUCUAACCUGGUUACUAUUGGUGGAAGAGCUCUCUAUAGUGGCCUUUCCUUACUCAUCCUGAAGCAACAAGGUAUUACCUCUCUGCAGUUUCAGUCCUUGAAGCAAAUCAGUGCUGGCAACAUCUACAUAACAGACAACAGCAAUCUGUGCUACUACCACACUGUUAACUGGACCAGCCUCUUCAGCACACCCAGUCAAAAGACGGUGAUUCAUCGAAACAAAAAGGCAGAGAACUGCACUGCUGAUGGAAUGGUGUGUAACGAGUUAUGCUCAAGCGAUGGCUGUUGGGGGCCAGGGCCAGACCAGUGUCUCUCCUGCAAGCGCUUCAUCAGGGGAAGGACCUGCAUAGACUCUUGUAACCUGUAUGAUGGGGAAUUUCGAGAAUUUGCAAAUGGUUCUGUCUGUGUGGAGUGUGAUCCCCAGUGCGAAAAGAUGGAAGAAAACAUGAUCACGUGCUAUGGGCCGGGACCUGACCACUGCACAAAGUGUUUCCAUUUUAAGGAUGGUCCAAAUUGUGUGGAAAAAUGUCCUGAUGGCUUACAGGGGGCCAACAGCUUCAUUUUCAAGUACGCUGAUGAGGAUCGUGAGUGCCAUCCAUGUCAUCCAAACUGCACGCAAGGGUGUAGAGGUCCCGCUAGUCAUGACUGCAUUUACUAUCCAUGGACACGACAGUCCACUUUACCACAACAUGCUAGAACCCCUCUGAUUGCUGCGGGAGUUAUUGGUGGCCUCUUCAUCAUCGUCAUUGUGGGCUUGACAUUUGCUGUGUACGUUCGGCGCAAAAGCAUUAAAAAGAAGAGAGCGUUGCGAAGAUUCCUGGAAACUGAGCUUGUGGAACCCUUGACUCCAAGUGGCACAGCACCCAACCAAGCACAGCUUCGUAUCCUGAAGGAAACUGAGCUGAAAAGAGUCAAGGUUCUUGGCUCUGGAGCCUUUGGAACUGUAUACAAGGGCAUUUGGGUCCCUGAGGGAGAAACUGUGAAGAUUCCUGUGGCCAUUAAGAUCCUUAAUGAGACCACUGGUCCGAAAGCCAAUGUGGAGUUUAUGGAUGAAGCCCUUAUCAUGGCCAGCAUGGACCACCCGCACCUGGUGAGACUCCUGGGUGUUUGCUUGAGCCCGACCAUUCAGCUAGUCACUCAGCUGAUGCCUCACGGCUGCCUGUUGGAUUAUGUUCAUGAACAUAAGGAUAAUAUCGGCUCCCAGCUUCUGCUAAACUGGUGUGUCCAAAUAGCUAAGGGAAUGAUGUACCUGGAAGAGAGGAGACUUGUCCACCGGGACUUGGCAGCCCGUAAUGUGUUGGUGAAAUCACCAAACCACGUGAAGAUCACUGACUUCGGACUGGCCAGGCUUUUGGAAGGGGAUGAGAAAGAGUAUAAUGCUGAUGGAGGGAAGAUGCCAAUUAAGUGGAUGGCUCUGGAGUGUAUACACUACAGGAAGUUUACCCAUCAGAGUGAUGUUUGGAGCUAUGGAGUCACUAUAUGGGAGCUUAUGACCUUUGGUGGGAAGCCGUACGAUGGAAUCCCAACUCGAGAGAUCCCCGACCUCUUGGAGAAGGGAGAGCGGUUGCCCCAACCUCCAAUCUGCACUAUUGAUGUUUAUAUGGUGAUGGUGAAGUGCUGGAUGAUUGAUGCUGACAGUCGGCCUAAAUUCAAGGAGCUAGCUGCGGAAUUCUCUAGGAUGGCUCGAGACCCUCAGAGAUACCUAGUAAUUCAAGGCGAUGAUCGUAUGAAGCUCCCAAGCCCAAAUGACAGCAAAUUCUUCCAAAACCUUCUUGACGAGGAAGACCUGGAAGAUAUGAUGGAUGCUGAAGAGUAUCUUGUUCCUCAAGCCUUCAACAUCCCUCCUCCCAUCUACACCUCCAGGACAAGAAUUGAUUCCAACAGGAGUGAAAUUGGACACAGCCCUCCUCCUGCCUACACCCCUAUGUCAGGAAACCAGUUUGUGUACAGAGAUGGUGGCUACGCUGCAGAAGUGCCGAUGCCGUACAGAGCUCCUGGCUGCAUUAUACCAGAAGCCCCAGUUGCUCAAGGAGCCACAGCAGAGAUCUUUGAAGAUACUUGCUGUAACGGCACGCUACGAAAACAAGUGGCAACCCUGGCAAAAGAGGACAGCAGCACCCAGAGGUACAGCGCCGAUCCCACGGUCUUCAUUCCUGAGCGGGUUGUCCGGGGAGAGCUGGAUGAGGACGGGUACAUGACGCCGAUGCGAGACAAACCUAAAACAGAUUACCUAAACCCGGUGGAAGAGAACCCAUUUGUCUCCCGACGGAAAAAUGGAGAUCUCCAAGCUGUGGACAACCCAGAGUAUCACAAUGCUCCGAACGGGCAGCCCAAAGCAGAGGAUGAGUACGUGAACGAGCCAUUGUACCUCAACACUUUUGCAAACACCUUGGAAAAUGCUGAGUACCUGAAGAACAAUUUGCCGGAGAAAGCCAAGAAGGCCUUUGACAACCCAGACUACUGGAAUCACAGCCUGCCCCCACGAAGCACCCUCCAGCACCCGGACUACCUGCAAGAGUACAGCACAAAAUACUUUUACAAACAGAACGGACGGAUCCGGCCCAUUGUGGCAGAGAAUCCUGAAUACCUCUCCGAGUUCUCCCUGAAGCCUGGCACUGUGCUGCCCCCGCCGCCCUACAGACACCGAAAUACGGUGGUGUAGUGACCGCGGUCUUACGGAAGUGGAAAGGCAACCCCUUCUAGCUGCCUCACUCCUCCUCUCUUGCUCUCCUUUUCUCUCUCUCCCCUCCCUCCCUUUCUUUCUCCCAUGAGCUUCCUCCUCUUGCCAGUUCACUCAUUUUUGCUAUUUCCAAGUGAAAGGAUGUCUUGGAGUGGUUUGCAGAUUGGGUUGGGAACCUGGAAGGAAGGAAGGAAAGAGACUGAAAGAAGGCGCGUACAACCUGGCGUUUCUCACUUUCCGCAGCUCUAGAGGGUCGGACGGUCAGAGAAGCCAGACGGUACCAGUAAAGGCCAGCGGCAGUGUUGCCUGCUGUGGAGCUAGUUCUCAGUGAUUCAACCCAGACGCUGUAGGGAAAGCCACAGAGGGGCUGUUUCUGUCAGCAGGAGCUGAGGAGAGUCCAUACAGCAUUCCUGGAAAUCUCAAUGCAGUUUCCAUUAGGGGGAAAAUGGACAAUUUUUAUAUCAUGUGUGAUAGCAUAGUAAUUGAGAUUGAGAAUCCAAUUUCUUUCUCUAACACUUUCUAUCCCAGCAACUGAAAAUGGCUAACCUGGCGUUUCAUAAUCGUUCAGAUCUUCAUCGUGGCUUUCCAAGAAAUGAUGAUGUGACUCUAAUAUACAGCUAAACAAACCCUUUUUCUGAGCCACACCAUGAUUUUGUGCCAAUUCCUAACCACAGAGACUCCAGCUUAGAACUGGUACAUGACACGGCCAUUUUUGUAUAUGUGCCAACACGACAAACACGUUAAACACAAAAACCCUUUCAGAAGAGUAACAAAACCACACCUCCAACAUCUUCUUUUUGAAGCUAAAAGACAGGCCAAGAAACCAAGAUUUGUAUGCAAAAAGCUUUGCUUUCCUGUUUUAUACCUGCUGACUAUAGGUAUAAAAAGACCCAAACAAAUUCUUCCCUCUUUUUCUUCUUCGUGAUCAUGAAGGGAGUUGGGGAUGCUGUCAGGCAACACUGAGGACAAGAUGGAGAACCGGAGAGUUGGGUAUGGGUCAUGAAGUCUGCUGGUGUUCUGUGGGGUGGUGGUGGGAAGGGUCCUUGAAACUGGAAGACAGACACUGGACUGGAGAAAAUGCACAUAGCAGUUCACUGGAAAGUUUGUUUGCACUUAAGCUCCGAUUUUAUUUGAACUGUUUUCUGGAUUUUGAAUGAAGCAAUAUGGAAGUGACCAGCAAAAUGCAAAACAAUAAUUUUAAAUUUAAAAAAAAAUUAAUUAUAUGUAAAGGAUGACUGUGGAAAUGCCAAAAUGAAGCAAAUCAAGUCUUUGGAACAAUGUCCACCAGUUCUGACAGGCCAUUGCAUUGACUGCUUCAGAGAAUACAGUGACAGAGCAGCCAGCUCUUACUGCUGCCACGUGAAGGACAGCAGAGCAAGCCCUGAAUGGCAUCGGAGGAGACAAAUGGCUUGCUCUGGCUUGCAGCACAGGAUGGAAUACUUUUUUCUAGAAGGAGGAGUACUCUGGCACAGAAGUCGGUGCAUAUGCGGUUUGAGAAGUCAAAAUGUGCAUGACUCGCAGAGCUUUCGGUCACAAUUGUAAAUAAGUCAGUCUCCUUGCACUUAGUUCUGCUUUCAUCAACCUCAGUUUUUAGGUAGACACCCCACCCCCUGGCCUGCUCCUCUUUGGAAAUACCUUUCAGCCAGAGUUCUGGACGUUUUUAGCAACCUGAGGCAGAUGUGUAAGACCCAUGUGUGUAAGAGCAUUUGCAUACCUAGUUCCCACCGAAAAUCUUAAGGAACUCUUAAGUACCUUUGAAGAUCUGCCUAUGUCUCUAUUCAUCAAGGCUUUUUUAAAGGGGAAGAAACAAUACCCGAUGGAUGGCAAUCUUAGGUGGUACAACAGUAUUUCAGUUUAUGCGCUUCAGUACUGGUAAAGUCGAGAUCUUUGGGGUGACCUAACCUAGCAACGAAACCAGCAACAACCAGUGUUCUGGAAAUGGCAUCAAGCUCCUCCAGAGUCCUGCCAUCUGAACAGCUUGCCAGCUGUAAGCAGAGGAAGGAGUAAGAAACGAGCAGUAGUUACCCAGAUCUUGGUGGCUGAGGGUCAGCUUGACAAAGGUAUGAAGAGAUUUCAAACCUGGGUUGGUUGUAGAUGGGGAACAAACUGUGUGUGAUCACUAGGUCAAGGUUGGUUCAGCCAACAGCCUGCUUCUGCAUCAGGUGUGUUCAGGCCAGCUUGAACCAGCUGCGGGGCAGGUAUUAAACCUGUAAACCGAGUAGGUAGCUGAAGAGUCUGAAAACAGCAAGAACAAGUACAGAUCUUGGAAGCUAUUAAAAGGAAAUGCUGGGUCAAGUGGUACCAAGGUGGUCUGUGGAGGCUGCGCCAAGUGACCAGCACACCACUCAAGUGGGAUAGAUGGUUACAAAAAGCCGUGAACGUGAGAGGCCUUGCCUCUUCCUGGUGCCCUCCCGUAACUCCUCAUGACUUUGUCAGGACACAGAAGCGGGCAUUGGCCAGCGGUUAGGGGCAUGGGGGGCGGCCUGAGGUCCUGGAGAUCCCAUUCCAGGGAAGGUUUGACAGUGGCAGCGCUCACAGGGUGUCGUCUGAAGCACGGGCAAAGGUCUGCCAGGUUGGGACACAAUUGCCAAGCUGCCUGGGGACAAAGACCGGCACAGGGCUGUGGAUGUCCUGAUUCAGUGCAGAAGCAGCCCGGGUUACAUAGGUAGGUGGAGAAAAACGGGUUGAUCUGUCCCUGAACAAGUCUUGUAACAGAGUAACUCCUAAUGGAGAAAAAAUAAAAUAAAAUCCUGGUACAGCUUACCAGUUUGAAUUCAAAGAGGUGCGCCCAAAGGCUGCUGGGGCAGAAGCGUGCACGCCUCCAGACCCGGUGGGACAGUGCUGGGAUGUCGCUGCUAACGGAAGGUGAGGCUGUUUCUUUCUCUGUGGUACCAGUGUUGGAACAAGCCUGUCGAAUAAUCAAAAUGUAAAUAACUGUGGUUUUUAACAAUUUAACAUUUUAUUUCUUACAAAACUUGAAUUAUUUAUUCAUUUUAAUUGUUGACUGUGGGUGUGAUAUAAUAUAUUAAGUAGUGUGGAAAUGCAGAGGUUCCUUGGAGCGAGACAGCAGGAAGGCCAGGAGGGACGGUACCUUGCGCGGGGGCCAGGCCGUGCUGGCUGUGUCCCGAGCAGCAGGGGGCAAACAAAGGGUUAAUGAACACAGUGAUUCCUGACGAUGGAAAACUCAACAGACUGCAGCCUCACAAAUGGACUUUUUUUUUUUGCCCCCCUGAGCUUCUGAUUUGAGUUGCAGUUGCCAAAAAAUGGUCUUUAUGUUUCCUGCUGUGCCAGUAGCUGACUUGUGUUGCAGCCUACGGGCCCGCGUGGGGCUGGGCAUCCCGUUAACUGGUUCCUUUCCCCAGUAGGAAUGGCGGUGUUCUGAACACAGCCCCGAAAUGUGCACGUCUCCUCUGGAAGAGCAGUGCCCCUGAGCUGCUACAGCAGGUUUUUGUCUCUCUGCCAAAGUUUAACUACGGUUAAAGAAAAACGGGCAGAACUAAGAGCAGAAGUGUUCGGCUGCUUUAACCUGAUCAGCAGAAAUACCUGGCUGGCCCUAACUCGCGGAUCUGCCUGCGUGGGUAUGGCCGCUGGCUUGCUGAAAGGAAGGGGGGCAAAUGCACGUGGCAAAAUUGGGGCAAAUAUUCAACUGAUGAUGUUAUUAAAAUGUACGAGGGUCAGGCUUUUAAAUGAAUAAUCACAGGUUUGGGGAAAAAGCAGGUAUUUCCACACAAACUGCAUUUUGUCAGCACAAAGCAGUAGGUGAGAGCAUCAGCAGAAAUGCUUUGUCCAGGUAUAAUUAAUUCUCUAGCUCUACCCUGGUAUCUGUACACAGCACCAUCGGGUUCUGUGGAUUUUAUAAUGCAGUCUCCUAUUUGUGUGUGUUUGGCUCUCCCUUAUCGUAGCCUGCGCGACAGAAGAGCAGUGACUAACUUUUCAAGAGCAGAUGCCCAGGUGUGUAUCAGCCAUUGGCCAAGGCACAAAGCAAUGCGCUAAAUCAAAGACAACAGCACCUUAUUUUUUCCUAAUUUCCUUCGGUGAUACCUGUCUUAGAUGUUAUUAUCGUCCUGAGGGUUAUUUCAAACAGAUGUGGAUGUGGGAUCUGAUUGACUUGCUGUAACAUAAUUGACUGAAACCAACUACUUUUAAGUUUCAGCUGUUUUCAAAUUUUUCUUUUUCUGCAGAAUAGCCAGGAGGGAUUCUUACAGGGCCCUUUGCUCAGAUGUAGCCGCGUAUUUACAGCUUGCUUUCAGAUGGGUCAUCUCUCACAGCUAGCAAGAAAUGGAAAUAAAUCCAAGCGAGCAUCACCAGUGUGGGUCUGUGUCAGGUACCGUAAGCUCAGCCCAGAAAUCCUUGCCUUUGUACAGCGGAGGGUUGCAUUAACCCUCCUUUGCAGCAUUUAUUUGGUAGAAAAUGCGUUUCUUGACUGCAGAAAUUGUAUGCAGUGAUCUCUUUUCAUUUAUUCCUGGGGGUUGGAACUAGAUGAUCUUUAAGGUCUCUUCCAGCCCAAACCACUCUAUGAUUCUAUGAGUAAUGGGAAAAUACCUUUCCCUUCCUGCCCCGCUGCUGUGUUCCAGGGGCAGUUGCGUAGCGGGGCCUGGGGCAGGGCAGCCUGUGCACGAGCUGAUACCAACCUGCUGCACUAAGGACUGAGAGGGGGUUACAGGGGAGUGUUCCCCCCCCCAGCCACCACUAAUCCCAGCCUAGAAGCAAAACCGAUGGCACCUCUGAAAGACCAGCUUGGCCCCGGCUCUGUGGAUCAGUUCUUUCCGUAGCUCCAGAGCGAGCUGUGACAAGCACUAGCUGUGAGGUGAGCCAGCCUAGAAAUAUAGACUGGGGGGGAGUUGAGGAUGGAUCUGUAUGGGAAACUCAGAUAUUAAACAAAAAAUCUUUUUUUUUUUCUAAUGGGGUGAAUGCAUAGGUGUCCUGCAUCAUGGUGGCAGCUAAAGGAAUGAAGGAUUAUUUGGGCUCCUUUGUACCACCCGGGAGAUGAGGAGGCUUUGGCACAACUCAGAAUUAGGCUGUUGGUCGUGUAAUCCCCAGGAUAACUGAAGGCAAUCCCGGUCAGCCUUGCUCCCCCUGGGAGCCCUGGGCACCCUGGGCGGGCAUCUCUUUAUGGAAAGGGAGCAGCCACUGCAGCACCCACACGGACACUCGCGCCCUGUGCCUGCCGACCCUUUCAGUGCGGGGGGAACGGGAGUAGCAUAAAAGCCGCAGGCAGGGACUGACGGCAGGGACAUCGCUCACUCACUUGUUAGGAUGGAGUUUUCCCUCGCUUUGCACAACUGGCGUGUCGGGGCUUCCACCCUGAUUUCUGAAUCCCAUUUGGAACUGUUGAGCUCAGGUAGGUCGCGACCUGCUCUGAAGACUGUUCAGCUUCAGGGUGGCGGGUGGAACAGAGGCUGUAGCAUGAACCAGAGCCCACCCUCUGGUUAUCGGUCACCUCUUUGGCUCCUGCAGAGCACCUCGAAGGGGACAGUAUCGCCUCGAGUUCCCUUCAGCAAAUACUUUUUAAAAGGUGGCGUUCUUGCAGUUACAUGAAGACUGUUCAUUUCUAGCUCUGUCACUUGCAAUAUUCUCAUUCCCAUGGAUCUUGGACCUCUGCUGCUGACACAACAGCUCGUCUGUUGUGAUAGAAAACCUUGGAUUUGGGUUCAAAUAUUUAUUGGAAAGCCGGGGCUGUGCAGGGCGGGGGUGGUUGACUGCAAUAUUCACGCUCCGUCCCGUGCAAGGAGCCACAUUGUCCCACAGGGCAGCCUCUGCAGCGCUGCCGUGUUUGCAAGAUUCCCUCUCUUUUAUUUUCUUGCUCUUGCCAAGUGUUACGCAGGUACAAAAGGGCACUGUUACAAACGGGGUUUUCAAAUUCAGAAUAAAUAACAGAAAUAAAGUUCCACGGCUAGAAGCACCACUCUAAAAAUGUCCAAAAAUCACUCGUCUCCACCUUUGCUAUCAUUUUAUUUUAGCACAGGGUCAUGUUCCCGUACCGUUGUGUGGAUGAGUAGGUGUAACGCCGGCAGGCUCAUUGCUCGUGGGGCAAUUCCUGGCGGGUGCGGCUCAGCCGAUGGUUCUGUGCUGGGCCUGGGGGUGCCCGUUGGUUUGGAGGCACAGAGGGCCUUUCGGGGGGUGCCUGCGGGUGUUCAGGUCUGAGCGGUGGGGGUGGGACUCGGUGGGAGGUGCUGGAACUGCAGCCGGUGCAGCUCCUGAGCAGAGCCUCCUGAAGAGCUGCUUCCACCCAGGGCAUCCUCCAGCUGGGCUCUGUGCCGACAGGCCAGGAAAAGCCGUGCGGGGAAACCCAGGGACGUUCUCCUGAUUAGGAAACAAGAGGAGUCAGAGCUGCUUUUUUUUUCCCCAUUAUUUAAUUUUGAGAGCGAGCAUUGCGGACCUUGGUAGAGAGGGGUUUUACGGGGAGAUUUGUAAGGCGUUAACGCAGUGCGAGUAAUUACGUCCCAGUCCUUCACCCCGCCCCCCCAUCCCCCAAUAAAAAAGCCAUGAAAUCGUGCUCCGUACGUGUCGUGGGUGAAACUGCCGGGGCAGAGGUGCGUCCGCACGGCACCCUCACUGGCGGCUGGGGGGUGAGCAGGGCACACACGAGCAUGGAGCUGUGAGUGCUGGUCCCCCAGCGCCGCCAUCCCCCCGCCCUGCCCAGCCUCCGAGGCCUCUUAGGGAGAAAACACUGUAUUGUCCAUAGCACUCCGAAGACUAAACCCUUUUGGGAUAACCACAGUAAUAAACUGUGAAUGGUAUUUUAUAAGUAAGUGUAGAUAUGUAUGCCGUUCUUUUGAGGUAAGGUACUCUGACAUAUGUAGCAUAAACUGGUACUGCUGUUAAAUGGGUCGAUUAUUAACUGAGCAGCUGUGUAAGGGGUAGCUAACUUUGAAUGCACUACAGCACUGUUCCUUUCAGCAGGGGGACUGACGGUAGUUGCUGGGUACUUGCCUUCUUAUGGUGGCGUGUGUUAAGAGGAAAAUGCAGGUCAAUGAAAACACAUUUUUUAUAGCAUUUUAAUGUUGGAAAUUGGUACAUAUUCAAUACAUUAUCCACUACGGUUUUAAUCCUUUUUUUGGCCCAGUUUUUGCAAUUUCCCCAACAUCGUAAGCUGGAAUUUCUGAAGAGGUAGCAGCCCUCGCAUAGGGAGGGGAAAUAGCAGUCUCCUCCUGAAAACGGAGACAUCCAAAAUGUAUUUCCUGACCUGGCAGUCUUGAACUAUCAACUUUUGUGAUGAGGCUCCAGUCCCAGGCCCGGAGAACACUGUCCCCUCAAAAUCACAGGCUGAGCCCCCUCUGGGAGGUGACGCAGGAGCAGUGCCCAGCUCCUGCCCCACGCCGUGGGGGCGGUGCGGGGGGCGGCUGCUGCCAUGGGCCAUGCUCCCUGCAGCCAGGGUGGCCCAGGGCAACUGGCCUGGCGCAGGGCAGCCAGCCCGGCCACCUGCAGGGAGGCAGGUGAGAGGCAGAGAUGGGGAGGGUCUGAGUUUUAGCCAAUUCUCCCUGGUCUCAAAGGGCAAAGAGACAAAACAAUACUUCUGCCUUAGGAAGUACCUUCAGAAGAAGAGAAGCGUCAGCACGUUGGGGAAGAGACUCAUUUCUCGCAAAGUGAUGCAUUCAGAGUUAGCUGCCUUUCUGAAACAAAAAAAAAAAUACAAAACCUACUGUAUGUUACUUUGAAAAUGUGAAUAGUAUUUUUAUAGCUUGUUAAAGACACAGCUAGUUGCAUUUGUAAAUAAGGAUAAUGUUGCUUUUAUUUUCCUUGUGGACACCAUUAUUUGGAACAUAAUUGUCCUUAGGGUUGAUUUGUAUAUAGGUAAUUUGCUUGUGAUUUAAGCCGCUCCUCCCCUUUUCUUUCUCUCCCUUCCCACCCUCUGGUUUUGGUUAGAAGUACCAUUUUUGGCAUUCUGUGUGAUUCUGUGUUUUAGCACUAUCGUGGUGUGUUCAGACUUUCUGCACUUGCUUACACAGUAGGGUAUGCCAAUUGCGUGUGGCGUAAUGUUACUUUAACCUUUUGUUUCUCAUAUUUUAGCUAUUGAGGAUUAUGCACUGUUAAAAUACAUACUGACCUGGGUUAAUAUUAGGUACAUAUUUUAGCAUAAUUUCCCUUCUUUUCAUGGUUUCUUGUUUUUUCUUUUUUUUUUCUUCCCUCCCCUUUUGUCUUGUUUGGAGACUGGGGAGAAACCUGUGGAUCUUCUCUUUGUGUGGUUAUAUUUUCCGCCCCGUGUGCAGUCCCGAGUUUCUCCUCAUGGUCCUUGGGGUAGAGCUUUAUCUGUUUGUUAAGGCAAAUGUAGACUGCGACCCACCUUGCAUCAACCCGCGCUCAUCCCAGCUGAACAAUUUGAAAACUGUUCUGCCUUUUUGUUACAUGAAUCUGUCAGAAAUAUAUUUUUAAUUUAAUAUAAAUGAAAUUCAAUAAAAUAUGA
This is a messenger RNA of Chroicocephalus ridibundus (black-headed gull), 12400 nucleotides long. It is a transcript of the gene ERBB4, whose product is annotated as erb-b2 receptor tyrosine kinase 4. Gene Ontology annotation, biological process: multicellular organism development; cell surface receptor protein tyrosine kinase signaling pathway; neurogenesis. The transcript has 28 exons. Gene Ontology annotation, cellular component: plasma membrane; signaling receptor complex; basal plasma membrane. NCBI's taxonomy places the organism in Eukaryota, Metazoa, Chordata, Aves, Charadriiformes, Laridae. Bases 55 to 3978 code for a protein of 1307 amino acids. Gene Ontology annotation, molecular function: transmembrane receptor protein tyrosine kinase activity; ATP binding; epidermal growth factor receptor binding. The record is from RefSeq and is a predicted model, not a curated record.